Messenger RNA from Mustela erminea (ermine), 5104 nucleotides. RefSeq names its product striatin interacting protein 1 (gene STRIP1). Bases 39 to 2552 code for a protein of 837 amino acids. Gene Ontology annotation, biological process: cytoskeleton organization. The record is from RefSeq and is a predicted model, not a curated record. Gene Ontology annotation, cellular component: cytosol. The transcript has 21 exons. NCBI's taxonomy places the organism in Eukaryota, Metazoa, Chordata, Mammalia, Carnivora, Mustelidae.
CAGUCCGAGAAUUGAGCUGGGGGUGUGGAGCAGCCAAGAUGGAGCCGGCAGCCGGCAGUCCCGGCCCGCUGAUCAUGAACAACAAACAGCCUCAGCCGCCACCACCUCCGCCACCGGCAACCGCACAGCCUCCACCCGGAGCCCCGCGGGCCGGCGGAGGCCUCCUGCCCGGGGGGAAAGCCCGAGAGUUCAACCGCAACCAGCGCAAAGACUCGGAGGGCUAUUCCGAGUCACCAGAUCUCGAGUUUGAAUAUGCUGACACAGACAAGUGGGCUGCAGAGCUCUCGGAGCUGUACAGCUACACAGAAGGGCCAGAAUUCCUGAUGAAUCGAAAAUGCUUUGAGGAGGACUUCCGGAUCCAUGUAACAGAUAAGAAAUGGACCGAGCUGGAUACCAACCAGCACCGUACCCAUGCCAUGAGGCUCCUGGAUGGCCUGGAAGUCACUGCCAGGGAGAAAAGACUCAAGGUGGCUCGAGCAAUUCUCUAUGUUGCCCAAGGCACGUUUGGAGAGUGCAGCUCGGAGGCAGAAGUGCAGUCCUGGAUGCGCUACAACAUCUUUCUGCUCCUGGAGGUGGGCACGUUCAAUGCAUUGGUGGAGCUUCUGAACAUGGAGAUAGACAACAGUGCGGCCUGCAGCAGCGCAGUGAGGAAGCCGGCCAUCUCCCUGGCAGACAGCACAGACCUGAGGGUCCUGCUUAACAUCAUGUACCUGAUUGUGGAGACUGUUCAUCAGGAGUGUGAGGGUGAUAAGGCUGAGUGGAGGACCAUGCGACAGACCUUCAGGGCUGAGCUGGGUUCCCCCCUGUACAACAAUGAACCAUUUGCCAUCAUGCUGUUUGGGAUGGUGACCAAAUUUUGCAGCGGCCAUGCCCCUCACUUCCCCAUGAAGAAAGUUCUCUUGCUGCUCUGGAAAACAGUAUUGUGCACCCUGGGUGGCUUUGAGGAGCUCCAGAGCAUGAAGGCUGAGAAGCGCAUGGUCCUGGGUCUUCCCCCGCUGCCUGAGGACAGCAUCAAGGUGAUCCGCAACAUGAGGGCUGCCUCUCCGCCAGCGUCUGCCUCGGACCUGAUUGAGCAGCAGCAGAAGCGGGGCCGUCGGGAGCACAAGGCACUGAUAAAACAGGACAACUUGGAUGCCUUCAACGAGCGGGAUCCCUACAAGGCUGAUGACUCUCGGGAAGAGGAAGAGGAGAAUGAUGAUGACAACAGUCUGGAGGGGGAGACAUUCCCCCUUGAGCGGGAUGAAGUGAUGCCUCCCCCGUUACAGCAGCCUCAGACUGACAGGCUCACCUGCCCAAAGGGGCUUCCGUGGGCUCCCAAGGUCAGAGAGAAGGACAUUGAGAUGUUCCUCGAGUCCAGCCGCAGCAAGUUUAUAGGUUACACUCUAGGCAGUGAUACAAACACAGUGGUGGGGCUGCCCAGGCCAAUCCACGAAAGCAUCAAGACUCUGAAACAGCACAAGUACACAUCGAUUGCAGAGGUCCAGGCCCAGAUGGAGGAGGAGUACCUUCGCUCUCCCCUCUCAGGGGGAGAAGAGGAAGUAGAGCAAGUACCUGCAGAAACCCUGUACCAAGGCUUGCUUCCCAGCCUGCCUCAGUACAUGAUUGCGCUGCUGAAGAUUCUGCUGGCUGCGGCCCCCACCUCAAAGGCCAAAACGGACUCAAUCAACAUCUUAGCAGAUGUCCUGCCUGAGGAGAUGCCCACCACGGUGUUGCAGAGCAUGAAGCUGGGCGUGGAUGUGAACCGCCACAAGGAGGUCAUUGUUAAGGCCAUUUCUGCUGUUCUGCUGUUGCUGCUCAAACAUUUUAAGUUGAACCACGUCUACCAGUUUGAAUACAUGGCCCAGCACCUGGUGUUUGCCAACUGCAUCCCAUUGAUCCUGAAGUUCUUCAAUCAAAACAUCAUGUCCUACAUCACCGCCAAGAACAGCAUCUCUGUCCUGGAUUACCCCCACUGCGUGGUGCACGAGCUGCCGGAGCUGACCGCCGAGAGUCUGGAGGCAGGUGACAAUAACCAGUUUUGCUGGAGGAACCUCUUUUCCUGUAUCAAUCUGCUUCGGAUCUUGAACAAGCUGACAAAGUGGAAGCACUCGAGGACCAUGAUGCUGGUGGUGUUCAAGUCGGCCCCCAUCCUGAAGCGCGCCCUCAAGGUGAAGCAGGCCAUGAUGCAGCUGUAUGUGCUCAAGCUGCUCAAGGUGCAGACCAAGUACCUGGGGCGGCAGUGGCGGAAGAGCAACAUGAAGACCAUGUCUGCCAUCUACCAGAAGGUGCGGCAUCGGCUGAACGACGACUGGGCGUAUGGCAACGAUCUUGAUGCCCGGCCUUGGGACUUCCAGGCAGAGGAAUGUGCCCUCCGUGCCAAUAUUGAACGCUUCAACGCCCGGCGGUACGACCGGGCCCAUAGCAACCCGGACUUCCUGCCUGUGGACAACUGCCUACAGAGUGUCCUGGGCCAGCGGGUGGACCUCCCUGAGGACUUCCAGAUGAACUAUGACCUCUGGUUAGAAAGGGAGGUCUUCUCCAAGCCCAUUUCUUGGGAGGAGCUGCUGCAGUGAGGUCCUGGGCAAGGGAUUGACAAGGAAAGGGGGAGUGACCUGGAGGUGCCCCAGGGGCUGUCCCAGUCUGUGGGUGCAGUGCUCCCACCUUCCUCCAGGUGGCAGCAUGGCCCCACGGUGCCCUCCCUAGGCCGUGCUGGGCUGGUCGGGGAGGCCAGAUUUGGCCCCUCAUUGAUUCCCAGCGUCCUGCUCUGAGUGCAGUCUGCUCUCAGCUUGGGAUCCCCUCUUCCUUCACUCCUCCCUACCCUCUUCUCCUGGACACGGUUGGUUGCAGCUCAUUUCUCAUUCAGCCCAAGGCUGGGAAAAGCUGGAGUGGGCUGGGAAGCCAUUGCAUCUGAAUCGCAGGGGUCACGCUGACUCUUCCCAAGAUGCACAGAUUCUUGGCAUGUCAGCCUGCUGAGGAGGAGGGCUUAGGGUAUGGGCCAGGGCCAGAAAGUUGGAAUCUUGGUUUUGCUUUGGGGGUUUCUGAUGUCAUUCCAGCCUCCUGCUAAGUUUCGUCCAGAAGCAGUUGCAGAGGCUCCUACAUCUGCCUCAAUGCUUUGAUUUGGGAUGGGGUUAGGGGGUAGGAAGGGAAGCUGCGCUUCGCCAGAGAUGCCACUUCUCCUCUGGGUUUGCGAGGGUCUGUAAAUAUCUAUAUAUAUAUAUCUCUGUGUAUUCUCUCAUGUCUUGUGGGGUUUUUAACGUGUUUGUGUAUUCUGUUUACAUUAAAAAGAAGCGAAACCAAUCCCCAUUGCCGUGUCUGCAGGAAGUAUGGCCCCUAUCUCCUCCCAUCUAGAAAGUAGCCUUUCCUGCCAGCAUUGAUGGGUCACCCACUUGUUCCCUGCCAGGCUACCUGCCUUUCCCACCUGAGAGGGAGAAAUGGGGGAGUUGACACUUACCCAGAGUGUUUUUCCCCACGUCAAUCUGGAAUCGCUUCAGCCCAGCUCCAGGGCUCCUGGCUGCUGGGGUGACCCGUAGUCCUGUGUGCCUGGGUUUGAUGUGAUCGCAGUAGAAGCCCCAGGCAUCUCUGGAUCACACUUCUGAGUUGGCUUCCACUACAAACCAGUUGUAGUGCCAGCGAGGGAGCGGCUGAGUCAGCGAGGGCUCAGCUGCUCUGGGCCCUCACAAGGGUGGGUGGUUGGGAGCGAGAGGAAACCGCUGUGCCCAGAGCCUGGGGAAGCAGUCAGCCUCACAAGGGGAAGGUGUGUGUUUGGAGGGCACAGGAGCCCACAUUGCUGGGGAAGAGGCAAGGGGAUUCUCUGUGGUAGGUGUUGGUUGGAGGCCUCCUGGAGCCUGCACCUGGCCUCUAAUCCCUGGACACAUGUGCUUCCACCUACUUCCAUCUCCGCUUCUACCUCCUUCCAUCUUGAGGUUCUGUUUCUGGUGCAAGUGAUACCAUAGGACCGUUCUCUUUUCAGAAUUAUUUGAAGGUCCCUUCUCUUACCUGUAGGCCAUGUGUAUUGGAUCUUAAGUCUCUGAGGGGUCUUGACUUACAAAGGAAAUGUACUCUGGGGAGAAUCUCCCUUUUGCUGGUUCAGUGCCUUCCUGGCCUGGGUCUUGGCUGAGCCCCAGUGCAGGCCCCAAGCUGGGCUUCCAGGGUAAGCCUGCAUGAUUUGGAGCAGCAAGGGUGAAGCCAACACUGUCCUUUUUCUGUAAGCUUCUGAGGUGGGAAGUUCCCUGUGACUGACUGAAUUUCUGCUCCUCGGUAACUUGCACCAGACAAGGGAAACAGACACCAUUCAUGUGUGUGGGAUGGAAUUUCUUCUGUUCCUAGCCUGGACCAAUAGGAAGUAUGUAUCUUGAGAUUUUAGUUCAGGUAAGACAGAUUUUCACUUUCCUACUCCACCAGGCAGCCUGGAUCACUGAACCAGCCUGUCUGAAGUUUUGCUUCGUUCCCCUUUUUAUGAUCUCCCCAGUCUCUUCUGAAGUUUCCCUUAACCAGAGGUGCCCUUUUUUCCCCCUCUUGGUUUGCAAAGGUCUGUAAAUACUUGUAUAUCUAACUUACCUAUAAGUUUGUGCAAACAAGAAUGCAGAAUAUCAACGCUGCAGCUUCAUGAAGCCGGAAUGGGCAAGUGAAUGCCUGCAUCUGUGGGCCCAGGGGCUGGCCCAGAGAGGCAGAGCCAUAUCCUAGCCACAGAGUGUGCUAGUGCUGGGCUGGCCAUUCAGAUCCAGGCUUUUGUACAAAAACAGCUUUUGGAGCAAGUGGGCCACGUUCUCUUCGCGGUUUUCUUUCUCAUCUGGGCCCUGAGAUGGGCAGGGUACAUGCAGGCCCUUCGUAAAUGGUUGAGUUACACAAAAUGUUGAUGAUUGCUACCAGGCUGAAGGGCUAGGGCUCCUUCCAUCCACUGACAGAUGGGUUACCUGGUGGCCUUAUCACCUGAGGGAACUGGCCCUUGUUAAUCAAAAGCGUUUACCACUUGGUGCCACAUAGGUACCAGGUCCGGUCCCCAUGCUUCUUGAAAGCUUGUUCCCCACACAGGAGCCAGCCAGUGUUCAGUGCUUGCUGUAUGCUAGCCGCUACUCUGAGUGCUUUGUAUGUAAUAUCUUACUGCUUUUAAUAACUCUGAAAGGUA